Closterium sp. Naga37s-1 is the source of this 1995-nucleotide messenger RNA. Lineage: Eukaryota; Viridiplantae; Streptophyta; Zygnematophyceae; Desmidiales; Closteriaceae. The record is from the annotation of a GenBank genome assembly.
AUGACCGGCCUUACGGUUGGACACUGUAGCAGAGGAAUGAAUAUGAAUGCUACACUUCUGCUCAUGCUGUUGGCUUGCGUGUUCGCGAUACAAGCGGCGCCGUUAGGAGGCCGGCGCGGAAUGACGGGGAAGCUGCAGCAAGAGCAGGAGUACAUCGAAAUGCCGCAAGACGACGACAACUCGGGGCGCGCCAACGAGCUGCCUUCCUUCGAGCGGUCCAUGGAGCUAUAUCGCGCCUGGGAGCGGGUCUACGGCCUCGCGGACCCUGCGCAGCCGCCUGCGCGCAUCGCCCUGCCGCCCAACGUGCCGCGCGCGCCGCACCUCGAGGACUGCUCGGCGCGCAGCGCGUUCCGCCGGCAGACAGAGGCGCGCGGAGCGCAUGGGGAGGCGCCAGCAUGGACCAGCGCGCCGAGAGGGUGCCGCUACCCGCAACCGCCUUGGGUGCGCGGAUCGGACGCCGCCAAUCUUGCCGCCACGCGCCAGGCGCAGGCCGACAUCUGGCUGCACCAGUUCCCUGCGCCCCCGCCUUCCGCAUCAGCGCAAGCCGCCAGGGGGGAGUGCGGCGGGCGGCGCCUGCUGGUGGUGCCGUGGCCGAACCGCAGAAAUGGCAUCGGGUCGCAGAUUCACAUCAUGAGCGCGUGGCUGAACCACGCCCUGUCGCACGAUCGCAUUCUCGUCCCCACGCCCGGGUCAUUCGAGCGCGCCAACCAUUCCCACUGCACUGGCGCUGAUCAAGGUUCCUUCUCCUGCUACUUCUUCCCCCUCGUCGCCCCCUCGUGCGACGAAGCCGCACUCGAAGCAAUAGCAGCCGUCGCAGCAGCAGGGCCAGCAGGGAAGGGCGGGGUGCGGGAGGUGGUGACGCGGGGAGGGGUGAGCGUGCUGGCUACAAGUCCCACGGGCAUGGGCGCAGAGGAGAUGGCGGCGGUGCUGGCGUCCGACGCGCGCGUUUUGCUCUUCACUGAGUCUACUUUUCCCCCGCACUCCACCGCGCUUGCUGCUAGGCGGUGGGGCACAGCAUAUCUGGAGAGCAGGGGGGACACGGAGGUGAUGGGGCGGGUGCGCGUGGAGAACCCUCCGUACCUGCAGGUGCACUGGUGGCGCGCGCAAUCCUUCCGCUUCAUGCUCCGCUGGCCCUCCGCCUACCUCUGCCACCUCACCAACCGCGCCCGCCACGAGGCCUACGGCCUGCCUGUCGCCACCCGCCUCGUCUCCUCCCUCUUGCAGCAGCAAAACAUCAUCGCCUCCCUCUCCUCUCCCUCCUCCUCCUCGCCUUCUCCCUCCCUCCAAGACUCGGCCAACCCAGACAAUCUCAAGAUCAACGCAUCGUCUGAAGCAGCUGUGCUAGCAGCUCUCUCCUUCACCCCGCAAACCUCCCUUGAAACCAGAGCCUGGCCGGCUCUAGGCUUCGACGGCUGCUCCUCCGAAACGCACGUCUCUCCGGAAACCGCCCGUCAACUCGACCUCACUCCCUCCUCCUCCUCAUCAUCCUCCUCCUCUCUCCCGCUCACUUACACGCCGCAAGGCAUUGUGGAUUCGGUGUACGAGGGGGUGGGCGGCGAGGUUUACAUGCCACGGCCGGUGGUGAGCGUGCAUGUGCGGCAGGGCGACAAGGCAAUAGAAAUGGAGCUCUCCUCCUUCGCCUCCUACAUGUUCCUCGCGCACCGCCUCCGCUCCCACACGCCCGACCUGCAGUACGCGUGGCUCAGCACAGAAAUGGAGUCAGUUGUUCAGCAGUCUCGAGCAUACAAGGACUGGACCUUCUUCUACACUCGCAACAAGAGGCAGACAGGAGCAACAGCCAUGGUGGCUUAUGAGCAGGACGCGGGUGUAGAGCUGCUGGUGGGGGUGAGCUUUGCCAACCUCAUUAUAGCGUCGGAGUGCGAUUAUUUCAUUGGUCCCCUCAAGUCCAACUGGAACCGGCUAAUCAAUGGCCUGAGAAUGACGAAUGGACGCAUGAAUAGGGGAUAUGCAGCUCUCAAUUUCGGAGGGUGGUAG